This is a messenger RNA of Arctia plantaginis, 1926 nucleotides long. NCBI's taxonomy places the organism in Eukaryota, Metazoa, Arthropoda, Insecta, Lepidoptera, Erebidae. The record is from the annotation of a GenBank genome assembly.
AUGGCACCUAAAAAGGAUAAAGCUAAAAAAGAAGACGAUAAAGCAGGAGCUUUCAGUGAAGUGGAAAGAACAUUUUUGGAACAACAAGUGGCCGAAUGUAACCGAAAAAUUGCGAGACUUAGAUCCGCUCUUGACGAAUAUGAAACUCGAAAUGAGGAGCUACAAAGUGCUUACGAGAAAUUGGAUGAAGAUAGAGCUGAUAUAAUUGCCUAUUUGAAAAAAGUACUUAAUGUGAAGAACGAAGAAAACUGUGAACUGAAAGAAAAAGUAAAAGGGCUUGAAGAAAUAAGAGAUAUAGAGAGCGCUCAGUUUCAUGAAAAGGUAGACGAGCUUGAAAAAAAUUUCACUAUUAUGAAAGAUCAACUCACAUCUGAAAAUAAGUUGCUUGCGGGCAAAUUAAACACUCUUGAAGAGUUUCGUGCAAUUAGAGAUGAUUUAAUGAAGAAAUUCGAAAAACAAGAAAAAGAUUUCGAAGACCAAGAGAUGAAGUACAAAAGAAUAAUUUACGAUGCUGAGAAAAAGUUUGUGAUCGGGAAAGAUAAACUAAAAAAAGAAAUGGAAGCAAGACUUUUACAGUUGGCUCAAGAUUUCCAAGAUGCUACUGAACUCAGAGUCGCCGCAUCUACGCAUAGGGUUAUAAGGGAAAAUAUAGCCAUAAGUAAUGAGUUGAAUACUAUUUUAUCGACCCAACAAAAAAUUUCAGAUCAAAAUGAGAUGUACAAAGAAAGUACUAGAUCUGCAAUUAUUACGAAGCAAUUAGCAGAAGAAGAACGAGAUAAAGCUAUUAACAAGAACAUUGUACAACGUAAAGUGAUUGACAAACUCACAUCAGCUUUCGAAAGUAUUAAAGUAGAGAAACAAAUAUUUGAGAAGAAAAGUUACGAUUUUGAAAGUCUCCAAGCAAAAAUACAAAAUCUGACAAAGGAAAAUGAGAAUUUAACUUUACGAAUACGUAUUCUAGAACAAAAUUUGCAUGUUAAACUAACCGAUCAAAAUAAAGCUGUCGUGAACGCUUCAAAUAUAACUAAAGAGCGUGAUAAAUAUCGGGAUAUUUUACAAGAAGCUGCUAUUGCUAUUCAAGCUGCUUUAAAACUAGAUCAGUGGGCUCAAACUAAGCAUGAAGAACGUGUAACAGAUAGGCAGUUGCUUCUUUCAAACCUACUUCAAAUUGUUUCACAAUUUCGUGAAAUACGAGAAUCAGAAUCAAUGAAUACUCUAGCUUCGUUUACUAAGGUUUACGAUGAAGGUGAUCUAGGAUUUGUUCCUAAAUCAGCACCUAAAAAAAAAUUGUCAGGAUCGUCUACUCUCUCUACUAUGCCAUGUUUUCAAACACAACAAGAAUUAUUAAGAAAAGAAUCAAAGAGAAGUGUUAUUACUACAUCUUUAUCAGUCGGUUCGGUUAAUAGUAGUAUAAGAACGAGCCCAAGUAUUCAAAUUUUGCCUGAAAUUUCACAUGACAAUAUGCUAGAAUCUAAAGACAGCGUCAAGUCGUUCAUAACAUCAAAAGAAUCAACUUCUGUUGAAGAAGAAUCUGAAAUUGAUCAGAAAAAUCUAUCCGAUGUAGAAAAGCUGUUAGAAGAUAGUAAGCUUGCGAUUCAAAGAUCUAUAUUAAAAGAUUUGGCACUUUCUCAACAAGAAUUUAAAAAAUCAUCGCUAUCUUUAGCUCGUGCAACUUCAAUGCCAAGCAUAACAAUGUUGACUAAGAAAUCUGUGACUAUAAUGGACCGUGCUCAAGAUGUAACAAAAUCAAAUAUUGCUACUAAUAAUGAAUCAAAUACUGCUACUAAUAUAAGUAGUGAGGAACAAAAAGAUGAUGAUGUUACAAAGGACGAUGAAGAGUCAGUAGUAUCGAUCGAUUUGAAUGUUGAGACGGAAGUACCUGAAGAACUAUCAAAGCAGCAAGCAGGGGAAGAUAAACCUGAAUAA